Manihot esculenta (cassava) is the source of this 4323-nucleotide messenger RNA. RefSeq names its product kinesin-like protein KIN-14A. NCBI's taxonomy places the organism in Eukaryota, Viridiplantae, Streptophyta, Magnoliopsida, Malpighiales, Euphorbiaceae. The transcript is spliced from 23 exons. Gene Ontology annotation, biological process: microtubule-based movement. Bases 181 to 4047 code for a protein of 1288 amino acids. The record is from RefSeq and is a predicted model, not a curated record. Gene Ontology annotation, molecular function: ATP binding; microtubule motor activity; microtubule binding.
UCCACCGUUAAAUCUCUUUAGAGGGAAAACAAUGGCCACACCCAGCAAUGCCGAAAAGGAAAGAGAAAAAGAGCUUCAAUUAGACGAUGAUCUAUACAGAGCUUAGACAUUGAGGGCUAUCUUUUCCUCGUCCUUUUCUGGUUGAUUUUUGGAGAGAAUCUAGAAGAAAGCUAGGGUUUAAUGGCGGAGCAGAGGAACAGAUGGAACUGGGAGGUGAGUGGAUUUGAGCCUAGGAAGUCAUCGGCUUCUGUGGAGCCGGAGGAGCAUAGAGUGGCUGCACCGCUUGUGCGAAGGUACUCGAUCUCUGCGGCUUCGGUUUUGCCGCGAGAGAAUUCGGAGUUGUCGAAGCAGGCUUUAGCCUCUAAAGUCCAGCGGUUGAAGGAUAAAGUUAAGGUUGCAAAAGAAGAUUACUUGGAGUUGAGGCAAGAAGCAAGUGAUCUGCAGGAGUAUUCCAAUGCAAAACUUGAUCGAGUAACACGUUAUUUAGGUGUGCUUGCUGAAAAAACUCGCAAGCUAGAUCAAGUUGUCCUUGAAACUGAUGCUAGAAUAUCUCCAUUGAUUAAUGAGAAGAAAAGGCUGUUUAAUGACUUAUUGACAGCCAAAGGAAACAUCAAGGUUUUUUGUCGUGCUAGACCAUUAUUUGAAGAUGAGGGUCCUUCCAUUGUUGAAUUUCCUGAUGAUUGCACUAUCCGUGUCAAUACCGGCGAUGAUAGCAUUGCCAACCCCAAAAAGGAUUUUGAAUUUGAUAAAGUAUAUGGACCUCAUAUUGGACAAGCUGAACUGUUUAGUGACGUUCAACCAUUUGUGCAAUCGGCAUUGGAUGGUUACAAUGUUUCAGUAUUUGCUUAUGGACAAACUCGCUCUGGAAAGACACACACUAUGGAAGGAUCCAGCCAUGAUCGUGGUCUAUAUGCUCGUUGUUUUGAGGAGUUGUUUGAUUUAGCUAACUCUGAUUCGACUUCUACAUCUCGAUUCAAUUUCUCUGUUACUGUUUUUGAGUUGUACAAUGAACAGACACGGGAUUUACUGUCUGAAUCAGAGAGCAGUCUGCAAAAGAUCUGCAUGGGAUCAGCAGAAUCUUUUAUAGAGCUUGUGCAAGAAAAAGUUGAUAACCCUUUAGACUUCUCUAGAGUCUUGAAAGCUGCAUUUCAGAGCCGGGGAAAUGACACAUCAAAGUUCAACGUUUCUCAUUUGAUCAUAACAGUACACAUAUAUUAUAACAAUUUGAUCAGUGGAGAGAACUUGUAUAGCAAGCUUUCCCUUGUUGAUUUGGCUGGAACUGAAGGUUUAAUUACAGAAGAUGAAAGUGGGGAGCGUGUGACAGAUUUGCUGCAUGUGAUGAAAGCACUUUCAGCGUUGGGAGAUGUUUUGUCUUCUUUGACUUCAAGGAAGGAUGUUAUUCCUUAUGAAAAUUCAAUGCUUACAACAUUACUUGCAGACUCCCUAGGUGGAAGCUCAAAGACUUUGAUGAUACUUAAUGUGUGUCCAAAUGCUGCAAAUUUGUCUGAGACAUUAUCGUCCCUCAAUUUCUGUGCUAGAGCUCGAAAUGCUAUGCUAAGCCUUGGAAAUCGUGAUACAAUUAAGAAAUGGAGAGAUGUGGCAAAUGAUGCAAGGAAGGAGUUAUAUGAAAAGGAGAAGGAAAUCCAGGAUCUGAGACAAGAGGUUUUGGGACUAAAGCAAGCACUUAAAGAGGCAAAUGAUCAAUGCGUGCUACUAUACAAUGAAGUUCAGAAGGCGUGGAAAGUUUCAUUCACAUUGCAAUCGGAUUUAAAGUCUGAGAAUAUCAUGCUUGUGGACAAACAUAAGAUAGAAAAGGAACAAAAUGCUCAGCUCAGAAAUCAGGUAGCUCAACUGUUACAGAUGGAACAGGAGCAGAAAAUGCAGAUGAUGCAACGAGAUUCCACAAUUGAGACAUUGGAGGCUAAAAUUAAAAGCAUGGAGUCACAACUCAGCAAAGCACUUCAUUCUAAUGAAGCUAGUUCAAAGUUUGGCUCAGAGUCUGGGCCUGGAGUUUCAUCAAUUUCCAAAGCAACCACAGAUGGCAUGGAUUCUUCAUCAGUAACCAAGAAACUUGAAGAAGAACUGAAGAAACGUGAUGCGCUUAUUGAGAGAUUGCAUGAAGAAAAUGAGAAAUUGUUUGAUAGAUUAACGGAGAAAGCAUCUUUAGGUGGAUCUCCUCAGAUGUCAAGUCCAUUCUCCAUAGGAACAAUAAAUUCUCAGUCUCGGGACAUGGGAAGGAAUGAUAGCAACAAUAAAGGGCGGUCUAUGGAUGCUAUUGCUUCACCACUGGUAUCAGAUAGAAGUGAUGGCACAGUUGCUUUGGUAAAAUCAGGAUCUGAAAAAGUUAAAUCAACACCAGCCGGAGAAUAUCUUACGGCUGCUCUAAAUGACUUUGAUCCUGAACAAUAUGACGGCCUUGCAGCCAUUUCAGAUGGAGCAAACAAGCUCUUAAUGCUGGUUCUGGCAGCAGUCAUUAAAGCAGGUGCUUCUAGAGAGCAUGAAAUUCUUGCUGAAAUUAGGGAUGCUGUAUUCUCUUUUAUCCGGAAAAUGGAACCCAAAAGGGUGAUGGAUACCAUGCUUGUUUCCCGGGUCAGAAUUUUGUAUAUACGAUCUUUACUUGCUAGGUCCCCAGAAUUGCAGUCCAUCAAGGUUUCUCCUGUUGAGUGCUUUUUAGAAAAAGCCAAUACUGGACGAAGUAGAAGUUCCAGCCGAGGUAACAGUCCUGGAAGAUCCCCUGUACGUUAUGCAGAUGAACAGAUCCAUGGGUUUAAAGUGAACAUAAAACCAGAAAAGAAGUCUAAGUUAUCAUCAGUUGUCAUGAGAAUGCGAGGAAUAGAUCAGGAUACAUGGAGGCAACAGGUUACUGGUGGGAAACUACGGGAAAUACAAGAGGAGGCAAAAAGCUUUGCAAUUGGAAAUAAAUCUCUUGCUGCUCUUUUUGUUCAUACUCCAGCUGGUGAGCUGCAGCGGCAAAUUAGGUCCUGGCUUGCAGAAAGUUUUGAAUUUCUUUCUGUUACAGGAGAUGAUGCAUCAGGGGGGAGCACUGGCCAGUUAGAACUUCUUUCAACUGCAAUUAUGGAUGGCUGGAUGGCUGGACUUGGGGCUGCACUGCCCCCCAACACAGAUGCCCUUGGGCAACUUUUGUCUGAGUAUGCAAAGCGGGUCUACAGUUCCCAAUUGCAACACUUAAAGGACAUUGCUGGCACCUUAUCAACUGAGGUAGCAGAAGAUGCUACACAAGUGGCGAAACUUCGUUCGGCUCUUGAGUCUGUUGAUCACAAAAGAAGAAAGCUUUUGCAGCAAAUGAGAAGUGAUGUAGCCUUGUUAACAUUGGAUGAUGGUGGUUCACCUAUUCAUAAUCCUUCUACUGCUGUUGAGGAUGCACGACUAGCAUCUCUCAUUUCUCUUGAUGGCAUAUUGAAGCAAGUCAAGGAUAUAUUGAGACAAUCCUCUGUAAACGCCUUGAGUAAAACUAAAAAGAAAGCUCUGCUUAGUUCUCUAGAUGAACUUGCGGAACGGAUGCCUUCCCUUCUUGAAAUUGAUCAUCCAUGUGCACAGAGGCAAAUUGCAGAUGCUCGUCAUGUGGUUGAGUUGAUUCCUGAAGAAGAUGACCACCUUCAUGAGUCGGUACAUAAUAGAAAAUCUUCUUUAGAUUUGGGGACUGGUAAUGAAACUGAUGUGGCACAGUGGAAUGUUCUGCAAUUCAACACGGGCUCCACAACACCAUUUAUCAUCAAGUGUGGAGCAAACUCAGAUUCUGAAUUGGUUAUCAAAGCCGAUGCCCGGGUUCAAGAACCUAAAGGAGGUGAAAUUGUAAGAGUUGUUCCAAGGCCACCUGUAUUAGAAAAUAAGAGCUUGGAGGAAAUGAAACAAGUAUUCUCCCAACUUCCUGAGGCACUAAGCUUGCUCGCCUUAGCAAGGACCGCAGACGGUACUCGAGCUCGGUAUUCUAGACUGUACAGAACCUUGGCCAUGAAAGUUCCAUCAUUGAGGGACCUAGUUGGUGAGCUUGAGAAGGGGGGAGUAUUGAAAGAUGUGAAAUCAUGAAUCCAUAGUGUUUUCAGGAGUCACUGUGUGCCUUCUAGUUCUGGUGUGAUUUAUUGUGGUUGGCCGAAUUCAUAAAAUUUGUUUGUUUUUGGUGGGAAGGGGGUUUAGAGGAAGAAGGGCUGUCUGUUGAAAGAAAUUGUUUUGUAGUUAAUUAUGGGAGAAGGAAAUCUUUGUAUUUUGAUACUUGUAGUGCAUAUGCAAUGUAUUGUAUCACACGUAUGCUUCGAAAUUGUUGUUGAUAUAAUUUAGCAAUUUUGUGUUAUUUAAUUUAUUUAA